Myodes glareolus (Bank vole) is the source of this 2407-nucleotide messenger RNA. It is a transcript of the gene Fam174b, whose product is annotated as family with sequence similarity 174 member B. The record is from RefSeq and is a predicted model, not a curated record. NCBI's taxonomy places the organism in Eukaryota, Metazoa, Chordata, Mammalia, Rodentia, Cricetidae.
CUCCUGGCUGCGCCCGCCGUCCUCGCUCGCACAGCCGAGUCCGCCUCGGCCUCGCAGCCCGAAGCGGAGCACCAGCUUCCGCCUAGCCUGGGAAAUGCCACCCGGCUGGGACCCGGCGUGACGGGCGGGGGCGGCUCCAACAGCAGCGGCGACGCCGUGGUGACCCGUAUCUCCAGCCUGCUUCGCGACCUGCCCACCCUGAAGGCGGCGGUGAUCGUGGCGUGCGCCUUCAGCGCGCUGCUCAUCGCCUGCCUGCUGCUGCGCGUCUUCAGGUUGGGAAAGAGGUUAAAGAAGACCCGCAAGUAUGACAUCAUCACCACCCCUGCUGAGCGUGUGGAGAUGGCCCCACUGAAUGAGGAGGACGAUGAGGACGAGGACGCCACAGUAUUCGACAUCAAGUAUAGGUAAAGUUCUUCGGGCAUGUUAGCAUCCUGGGGGACGUUGGUCAACUGCAGCCUGGGAUAUCAAGGUCUGGGCACCGGCUCUCACCUGAGGUGUUGAAACCAAAACCACCAUUACUUAUGAAACUCUGACUCCAUUCUGUGUGUCCAACAUCUGCUUGGAACAUCACCAUCAAGCUUGUCCCCAGUCACCAGAUGAGAGUCACCUUGGCCACCCUUGGAUGCCCCUUUGAGAUGCUCUUUGCACUGCUUCCUUGAGGGGUUUUCCACCUUCCUAAGAGGCGAAGAUGGGAACAUCGAUUUCUAAGAAUCUUUCUAGAACAACUAUAGAUAACAGUAAAGCUACAGUUAGGAGGAUCAAUAAUUUUAAAAAGCCGGGAAGAUAGCUUAGUUCGUAGCCUGAUUACCUUAGAAACAGGGGAUACAAGUUUUGUCCCCGGAGCUCACAUGAAACAGAACUAGCAGCAGGGCCCUCACCUCUAAUCCAGUAUAGGGCAAAAAGGUGAAGCCCUGGGGUUGACGGCUCAGCCAGCCUAACCUUGUGAGUUCCGGUGAUGACACCUGGUCACAGAAACGGUGGGUGACUCCAGAGGAACAAUGCGCAAGAUUCAUUUCUGCCCCCUACACACGUUUACCAAUACACAGCACACAUAUGCACACCCUCAAAAGGCUGAAGGGCCUUCAGGUGUACCUAGGAGAAUCCUGGCAUUCUGUUAUUCCAGAUCUUUCCAUCAUCAUCAGGUCUGGCUUUAUUUGGGGGACAGCUAUGUGACCUUUCAGAGUGGACAUACGAGCUCCCCACCUCACUCCACCCUGCCCCUUCCAAGAGGUUCAGCAUAAAUAGGAACGGCUACUACACAAAUUUCAAAUUUUCAGGGAUCAGACCACAUGAGUGUGUGUGUGUGUGUGUGUGUGUGUGUGUGUGUGUGUGUGUGUACCUGUCUCUCUCUUCACAGGGAUGGAAAGUGCCAGGUAGCUUUUAGUGAUUGUGUGUGUGUGUGUGUAUGUGCUGUAAAAACAUUUCUCUCUCCUGCCUCAGUGUUGUGUUGUUUGUCUUAGGAAUAUAAUGCUAAGAAGAAAUCACUGUGGUAAUUUAAAUGAAUGAUACUUUGGUUGGCUGAAAAAAGGGACACUGUUGGGGACUCUGUUGGCAGUCCGUCCAGGCUAUGUUCCACUAGAUUGGACUAGAAGCUCUCCUGGGUCCACUGCACCUAGCCUGGGAGCUGGGUACCCAGAGAUGCCCUGAGGAAACAGGUCCUGGACUAACUGCUCAGGUUAACGGAGGUCUCCCACUUGGUCUUCUCCCAUAUUGCUGUAGCUCGGAUGCUGUGCAAAUCUCAUAGCGGUGCCUUUGGAACCCCGGGAGUGUAGUAUGUCUGGAAAGAUGACUGUUGUUACUGCCUUGUUUCCUUUCUGUCUUUGUUCUAGAGUUUGUGUACUUGUCUGUUUGGUGCCCUGCUCCAUUGCUUUGGGUAAAAUCCCCCACCAUGGCCAGCUCUGCCCCACCACCAGACUCUCCAGUCCCUGGCUGGGGCUGUGGUGGUGGCAGUAGGUAGAAAGAGCCACCUUGGCUCUGGAGCCUGGCUGGGCAUGGGUGCUUUGCAAUCCUAACCCAUCAUGGAGUGGCCUGUUCUUCUGGGCUCCCUUAAUCUCUGCUUCUCAGUUGGUUUCUCUCAGCCUCCUGCCCUGCUAGUCAGAGGGGUGGGGCUUCCCUCACUGUGUAGUCACAGCACAGUGGCAAUUCUAGGACAUUGGCCACCUCCAAGCUGUGUGCCCUGCCCUCUCAGCCUUGGAGCUGGGACUGCCACCUCCCAUUCAGGUGUCCCAGGACUACAGGUGAACCACCUAGAAAGCUGGAUCCUCCUGCCUUAUGUGUGAACACCAUGGAUCCGGCUGCCAGUCCCUCAUCGCUGACUCUGGCAAGAAUAGCAGGACGGUGACCUUACAAAUCCUUGAUGAAUCUUCAACACCGCAGGCACUUAAAUAAAGAUCCUUAAAACAAACAA